This is a messenger RNA of Abrus precatorius (Indian licorice), 3558 nucleotides long. Its product is annotated as U-box domain-containing protein 44-like. Lineage: Eukaryota; Viridiplantae; Streptophyta; Magnoliopsida; Fabales; Fabaceae. Gene Ontology annotation, molecular function: ubiquitin-protein transferase activity; protein binding. The transcript is spliced from 5 exons. The record is from RefSeq and is a predicted model, not a curated record. The coding region runs from base 113 to 3229 and encodes 1038 amino acids. Gene Ontology annotation, biological process: protein ubiquitination.
AUGCAGAACAUUCAACGCAAAAGGUGGAGUGAGUCUAAGUCUUGGUUCUUCGAAGUCGUCUUCUUCAUCUUCAAGUCCUUUGUACCUUCCACCUUCACACAACAAUGACACAAUGCCAAUCAACCAUUCCCCGCCACCGCCCUCCACUGUCUACUCCAUCCGCCGCUCCCUCUCCGACAUCCGCACUCCGCCGCCCGACCACCGCCCCUUUGACAACCCCCGCCGCUUCACUGCCUUCGCCCACCGCCUCUCCCACCUCCUCCUCCUCCCGCUUCCGCACUCUCCGCCCGUUAACACCGCCCUCACGGGAAUCUCCGGCGAGCUCUCCAAGGCCUCCGAAACCGUCUCCGUCUACAACAAUGGUAGCAAAAUUCUGGUUCUCAUUAACUGCAAAUCACUCUGUUCCUCUCUCCAAGAUCGCUCCGUCUCCAUCGGCGGCUGGCUCUCCCUCCUCGCCUCCGCUCUCCCCGAUGCCGACGACGACGACCUCCGCAAGAAGGUUUCCGAUCUCUCCAGAGACAUGAAGCUCGUGCAGUUCAGAGUCACAGAGAACGAAGAGAGAGUUUGGUGCACGCUGGAGAAGGAAGGGGAAGGGAGAGAGACUAGUAAAGUGGUGCAGAGUGGCAUUGUCAUGGAUUUGGCUCGUGCUUUGGGGUUUGACCCUGGUGAUCAUGCUGAGUUUUGUAACCAGGUGAAGUUCUUCAAGGAUGAUCCUUUUAGAUCCAAUUCGGUGUCAGAGAGAAGGAUUUUGUUGUUCUUAGAGAGGAUUCUUAGUAACUGGUCUGCGGAGCCUGCCACUGUGACCCCCAAUUGGGACUUUGAAAUUGUUGAAGAUGAUGUUGUUGCUCCUGUUUUUCCAUUUAAGAGUUUCCUCUGCCCCUUGACCAAGGAAGUCAUGAGGGACCCUGUGGUUGUUAUGGAAUCCUUUCAGAGCUAUGAAAGGACUGCCAUUGAAUACUGGUUUGAUCAGUGUAUCCAGGAUGGCCGAGAUCCCACUUGUCCGGUUACCGGAGCUGUUCUUAAGUCCUUGGAGCUGAAGCCCAACAUUGGGUUGGCUGGGGCAAUUGAAGAGUGGGUUGGCAGGGUUGUUGAGCAUCAAAUCAAAUCUGCAGUGGUGUAUCUGAGUGAGGAACCCUUGUCUGUUGAUCAUGUUGAGUGUGCUCUGGAUCAUGUUUAUAAGGUUUCUGAAGAGCACCCCAGUAGCAGAUAUGUAAUCAGGAAUGCUGGUGUUGUGCUGUUAAUAGUGACUGUGCUCAGUAAUAAUUCUAAAACUAUUGGAUCGCGUUUGAGAAGCAAAGCUCUAAUGACGUUACUUAGUAUGGCCAAAGAUGAAGAAAGCAGGAAAAUAAUGCUUGCACGAGGCAUCACUAAAUUGGCUGUAAAUAGUCUUAUUGGGAGCUCUGAGAAGGAGAGAGAAUAUGCUGUCAAGUUAUUACUAGAAUUCUGCAGUGACGAAGAUUGUUGCAUAAGAAUUGCAUCAGAAAAAGGUGCAUUAGUUCUUCUCUCAAGCAUAGCAGGAAAUCUGGAGUAUCCAUCCUUGUCCAAUUUAGCUGAGGAAGUCUUAAGGCAGAUGGAGAGGGUAGAGGAUAAUGUUCAUUGUUUGGCAGCAGCUGGAAGAUUUGAACCAUUAAUUUCACGGUUACAUGAUAGUUCUGAUAGUGUAAAGAUAGAGAUGGCUUCUCUGGUGGGAAGGAUGACCUUGACAAAUAGUUGUAAAGAACAAAUUGCAAGGCAAGGUGCCAGAGUAUUUGUUGAACUUCUGUCUAAACCAGAAGGAAGGGAACCAAGUUUGCAAGCAUUAUAUAACUUGUCAGGACUGGAUGACAAUGCAACCGUCCUUGUUGAGUCUUCAGUCCUUCCAUCUCUCGUAGAGGUUCUAUUUGAUGAUCAGGAUCCUUCAUAUGAGCUAAAGUCAUUAGCUGCUUCAACAAUUGCAAAUAUUGUAUCUAAGCCAGGGCGUUGGGAAUUAGCAUCUGCGGACAAGAAUGGGAACCUAAUGCAGUCAGAAAAUAUUGUUUUCAAACUUUUGGAGCUUUUAAAUUGCUUGUCUUCUCAGUGUCAAGUGACCGUUCUUCGCAUUCUUUGUGGCAUUACAUCAUCUCCUCAGGCAUCAGAGUUAGUAGCAAGUCUUAUCAUGUCUGAGGGUGGCUUUAGAGUGAUUAUACCAUUUCUUCAACACCCAGAAGUUGAACACAGAGUAUUUGCUUUUAAGCUUACAAGAUUACUAUCUGAAUGGUUUAGUCAAGAUAUUGCAAAUGAGCUAAGACUUUCAAACAAACUUAUGAUGCUUCAAGAAAAAAUGUUCGAUAACCAAUCUACAAAUGAUGAGAGAUCAGAUGCCGCACAGAUACUAGCCAAUCUUUCCCUCUCAGAAGGUGAAGUACAGACACUUUUAGGAGAUGAUUUUGUGGCAUGGACUGCUAACACUCUUAAGAACCAGCGGCGUGUUUCCAAUGCAAGGUUUUCACAUACUGCAUCAGGCAUGCAGGAAGGUCUUAUUGGUCUCUUGCUUCACAUCACUAGGAAUCUUGAUCAACAAACUCUUAACAUAGUUAGAGAAAAUCGUCUUAUGACCAUUUUCUGUGAGCAGCUGGAUUAUACUUCGAAACCAAAAGUAAAACGACUUGCUGCCAUUGGAUUGAAAAACUUAUCAGAAUUUGGAAGAUCAGUUACUGCUAGGGACUCUGAAUCACCCUCUUCUAGUAGAUUCUGUUCUUCCCUUGUGCUCAUGUGUGGGAGAGCCUCUAGUCAACCUUCCACAUGUCCCAUUCACAACAGACCCUGCGAGGAAGAUAGUCAGUUGUGCCUGCUCAAGAGCAACUGUGUCAAGCCCCUGGUUGAUACCCUUAAUGGCAAUGACACUGAUGUUCAACUUGCUGCAGUGGAUGCACUAUCUACUCUAGUAUCAGAUUACACAUCUCACAGUUUCAAAAGAGUUGUUGAUGAGUUUGAGAAACUGGGUGCAAUUGAUUCUCUGAUCACUCUUUCUACAGAGGCUAGAUCUGAGAAGCUUCAGGAGAAGACAAUUUGGAUAAUAGAAAAGAUACUGAGAGUGGAAAACCUCAGCAACCGGCAUGCACUCAAUCAGUCUCUCGUGAGAGGUUUGGUUGAGGCGUUUAAGCAUGGGAAUACCAACACAAGGAAACAUGCUCAAGAUGCUCUGACCCUCCUAAAGCAGUUAUCAGCGGUUAGUGGAAAGACAUCAAGUCAAACUCGAGCUCAGAGAUAAAAAAAAAAAAUUAUACUCAUUCUAAUAUUGUAUAAUUAAAUAACAGUAACUUCUUGUUUGUAUAGAGUCAGAUGAGUUAAUUGGCAAGAAUAAUUGUACACAUCAACCAUUUAGUGUCAUUAUAAGGUCACAAUACACCUUUGUGUAAACAUUCGUUUUGCAAGAAGAUACCGUAGCAAGGAAGAAUAAUUUUAAUUUUUCUAAUGUAGUGGCAAGGAAGAAAUUGAACAAGAUGUGUUUGCCAUGACACACAACCGCGUAAGAUCAUGAUAAAUGUGGUACUCUUGUGUACAAAGCAAUUCAAGCAAUUAAGUUGAUUAGAUCGUCUU